This is a messenger RNA of Equus quagga, 7416 nucleotides long. RefSeq names its product ubiquitin specific peptidase 13 (gene USP13). Gene Ontology annotation, molecular function: cysteine-type deubiquitinase activity; protein binding; zinc ion binding. The record is from RefSeq and is a predicted model, not a curated record. The transcript is spliced from 21 exons. The coding region runs from base 138 to 2729 and encodes 863 amino acids. Gene Ontology annotation, biological process: protein deubiquitination. NCBI's taxonomy places the organism in Eukaryota, Metazoa, Chordata, Mammalia, Perissodactyla, Equidae.
UCCGCUCCCGCCCCGCGGCCCGCUCUCCCCGCCCGGCCCGGCCCGGCUCCCGUCGCCGCGCAGCCCGCCGCCGCCGCGGGCAGCCCCAGCGCUCCGGCUCGGCUCGGCUCGGCUCGGCUCCGGUGCGCGCCGCGGCCAUGCAGCGCCGGGGCGCCCUGUUCGGCAUGCCGGGCGGCAGCGGCAGCAGGAAGAUGGCUGCAGGAGACAUCGGCGAGCUGCUGGUGCCCCACAUGCCCACGAUCCGCGUGCCCAGGUCCGGGGACCGGGUCUACAAGAGCGAGUGCGCCUUCUCCUACGACUCCCCCAAUUCUGAAGGUGGACUCUAUGUAUGCAUGAAUACAUUUUUGGCUUUUGGAAGGGAACAUGUUGAAAGACAUUUUCGAAAAACUGGACAGAGUGUGUACAUGCACCUGAAGAGACAUGUACGAGAGAAGGUAAGAGGGGCAUCUGGUGGAGCUUUACCAAAAAGGAGGAAUUCAAAGAUUUUUUUAGAUCUAGAUACUGAUGACGAUUUAAAUAGCGACGAUUAUGAAUAUGAAGAUGAAGCCAAACUUGUUAUUUUCCCAGACCACUAUGAAAUAGCACUACCAAAUAUUGAGGAGUUACCAGCCCUGGUAACAAUUGCUUGUGAUGCAGUUCUCAGCUCAAAAUCUCCAUACAGAAAGCAGGACCCAGACACUUGGGAAAAUGAAUUGCCAGUAUCCAAAUAUGCCAAUAACCUCACCCAGCUGGACAAUGGAGUGAGGAUUCCUCCAAGUGGUUGGAAGUGUGCCAGGUGUGACCUGCGGGAAAACCUCUGGUUAAAUCUGACCGAUGGCUCUGUGCUGUGUGGGAAGUGGUUCUUUGACAGCUCUGGGGGCAACGGGCAUGCACUGGAGCAUUACAGAGACAUGGGCUACCCUCUAGCUGUGAAGCUGGGAACCAUCACUCCUGAUGGGGCAGAUGUUUAUUCUUUUCAAGAAGAGGAACCCGUUUUGGAUCCUCAUUUGGCCAAGCACUUAGCGCAUUUUGGAAUUGAUAUGCUUCACAUGCACGGGACAGAGAAUGGGCUCCGGGACAAUGACAUCAAGCCUCGUGUCAGCGAGUGGGAAGUGAUCCAGGAGACGGGGACGAAGCUGAAGCCCAUGUAUGGCCCUGGAUACACGGGUCUCAAGAACCUGGGGAACAGCUGCUAUCUCAGUUCUGUCAUGCAGGCCAUCUUCAGCAUCCCAGAAUUCCAGAGGGCGUAUGUAGGAAAUCUUCCAAGAAUAUUUGACUACUCUCCUUUAGAUCCAACACAAGAUUUCAACACACAGAUGACUAAGUUAGGACACGGCCUUCUCUCAGGCCAGUAUUCGAAACCUCCGGUGAAAUCUGAACUCAUAGAACAGGUGAUGAAGGAGGAACACAAGCCUCAACAGAAUGGGAUCUCUCCACGCAUGUUUAAGGCCUUUGUAAGCAAGAGCCACCCAGAAUUCUCCUCCAAUAGACAGCAGGAUGCCCAGGAAUUUUUCUUGCACCUGGUGAAUCUUGUAGAGAGGAACCGCAUCGGCUCAGAAAACCCAAGUGAUGUUUUUCGGUUUUUGGUGGAAGAACGUAUUCAGUGCUGUCAGACCCGGAAAGUCCGCUACACAGAGCGAGUGGAUUACCUGAUGCAGUUGCCUGUGGCCAUGGAGGCAGCGACCAACAAGGAUGAACUGAUCGCCUAUGAGUUAACGAGAAGGGAAGCAGAAGCAAACAGAAGACCCCUCCCCGAGGUGGUUCGUGCCAAGAUCCCCUUUAGUGCCUGCCUUCAGGCCUUUUCUGAACCAGAAAACGUUGACGAUUUCUGGAGUAGCGCCCUCCAGGCAAAGUCUGCGGGUGUGAAAACAUCUCGCUUUGCCUCAUUCCCUGAAUACUUGGUAGUGCAGAUAAAGAAGUUCACUUUUGGUCUUGACUGGGUUCCCAAAAAAUUUGAUGUUUCUAUUGAUAUGCCAGACCUACUUGACAUCAACCAUCUCCGAGCCAGGGGGUUACAGCCAGGAGAGGAGGAACUUCCAGACAUCAGCCCCCCAAUAGUCAUUCCUGAUGACUCAAAAGAUCGCCUGAUGAACCAAUUCAUAGACCCAUCAGACAUCGAUGAGUCAUCAGUGAUGCAGCUGGCCGAGAUGGGGUUCCCCCUAGAAGCGUGUCGGAAGGCUGUGUACUUUACUGGAAAUAUGGGAGCCGAGGUGGCCUUCAACUGGAUCAUUGUUCACAUGGAGGAGCCAGAUUUUGCUGAACCACUGACCAUGCCUGGUUAUGGAGGAGCAGCUUCUGCUGGAGCCUCUGUUUUUGGUGCUACUGGAUUGGAUAACCAACCUCCGGAGGAAAUUGUAGCUAUUAUUACCUCCAUGGGAUUCCAUCGAAAUCAGGCUAUUCAGGCGCUACGAGCAACAAAUAAUAACCUGGAAAGAGCACUGGAUUGGAUCUUUAGCCACCCUGAGUUUGAGGAGGACAGUGACUUUGUGAUCGAGAUGGAGAAUAACGCCAAUGCAAACAUUAUUUCUGAGGCCAAGCCCGAAGGACCUAGAGUCAAGGAUGGAUCUGGAAUGUAUGAAUUAUUUGCAUUCAUCAGUCACAUGGGAACAUCUACAAUGAGUGGCCAUUAUGUUUGCCAUAUCAAAAAGGAAGGAAGGUGGGUGAUCUACAAUGACCACAAAGUUUGUGCCUCUGAAAGGCCCCCUAAAGACCUGGGCUACAUGUACUUUUACCGCAGGAUACCAAGCUAAACCUCAGACGUACAAAUUGGCGAGAAGAAGCCAUAUGCCUUUUUAAUUUGCCAAAAAAAAAAAAAAAAGUAAGAAGUUGGACGGCCAGACAUGAAGGAAUACAUGGGGUAUUUAUAGAUUAUUUAAAGAACAUCGUUUGACAUCUUCUGAAAUAGAACUGGGAAGAAAUUUCUAUUAGUGAUGAUACACUACUGUAGAUAGUUUUUCUUUUUAUAAAUGUUCAAGGAGAGGAUGAUUUUUUAAAAAAAACGUAUUCAUAUUGCUGGUGGGGGAUCUGCCACUGGCACAUCAAAGGUGAGAAUGUGCCACUAGCCCUCUAUUUUGCUUUGGGGGUCAGUGGUAGCGGCCUCCAGAGAAACCAAGUAAUGGGGCCAGUCAUGUGGCCUCACCCACAAUAAAUGAGAAGCCCACUUUUGUUUCAUAACGAAAAUCAGUAACUGAGCUGGGCUUUAUUUGUGACAUAAUUUUUUCAUUACAGACAAUAAUUUCUGACCUAUCCAUGUAUAGUAGAUUAGAACAUCUGCAAUGAAAGAUAUUUUUAAUUUAAUCAUAUCAAAAUACAUAAUACAAUUGUGUGAAUGUGUGUGAGAAUGAGACCAAGAGUGUGAGACCUUUAUAGUCAACUAGAAAAUCUGUGACGGGUUGGUUUUUAAAGAUUAAAACAGUUGGUAUUAAGCAUAGCUAGAAAAAGCAAGCAAAUAGUUUAAAGAAACUAUAACUCAGGAACAGUUUAAAAAAUUAGUUCCCCACUUAGAUUUCCAGGCUUAGAAAGGGCUGAUUGUCCCUUUGAGGGCUGUCGAGAAUUCACUUGGGUUUGUGACCUUUGAUGGUGUAAUGCCAGAUGCCCACAGCAGCACAAUACUGUACUUUGCCAAAGGUAGAUGGAUUCUGUUUCUCAGCAGCCCUUCCUGCUAAGGUAUAGUGUGUAUUUUUAGUUAAAAUAGCUCAUCUCUUCUUACCAUAACACAUGACAACUCCCUGGAAUCAUGUUAAGUGCCCCACAUUGGUCUGUAAUUUUCUCAUCUCUGAGCUCUUUGCCUGCCUCCAUUUCUACGUUUUAUGGGGCCAGAGUCCCAUCCCUGCUCUCUUCUUGCCUAAUCACCUCCUGACUUGCCUUCACUGCUUAUCUGCUGCAACCACAGUGUGAUCCUGGGUACUUUAAGGGUUUCACAUGCGAAGAAAGUUUAUAUGACAUUAUAAAAGACCAUGAUUUACAUUUCAGUGUUUUGUUGUAACCUGGGGUUAGAUCAGAGUUUCACAUGUGAUGAAAAAAAGGAAUGAUAGUGCUCUGUGAUUUUCCUACUGCCCUGUACCAAAUUCCAGGGUCUCUGGAAUUUCUAUUUCAGAUUAUUCAGUCAAAUGGAAAAUUUAUUGCUGUCUGGUAAACAUGCAUUUGGUUGGUAGAAAGGCUCUUUCUAGAAAGUGUAGGAAAAGAAAGUAGAACCAGUUGGGUGAGACACAGGACAGAUGGCAGAUGAUGACAUGGUGAGUUGUGAACAAUCAGGAUUCUGGUUAUGAUGGGGCCGUCUCACAGAUCAUCUGCACAAUGGUGUGAUGACACUUGCCCUCUCUUUCCAACUGUGCUUUGAGGAUAUGGCGAGAUUUGGUACGAUGACCUUAAAGAGUCGCAGAUGGUGUGCCACGGUGGGUCCUAGUAGAGUAUGCUCCCUCCCUUCUCUCAUCUGAUGUUUUCUUCAAUUUGGGAACAAGUGAGAUUGGCAGAAGGCGGGAGCUCGUGGUGCAGUAAUUCUCUACUAAAUUUUGCCCGCUGGUGUCACCUUUUAACAUUGACUCCAUAUCCUAAGGCAGUCCCACUCUGUUACAUAAGCCCCUGACUCCUGUCAAAACCCCACGCUGAGCAGCCUUAGAAAAUCCAGUCUCUUUAGGGCUGAGUAUUGUAGAGUAACGACUCCAAACACACAUUGAAAAUGACUUCUUUUCAAUGCUGUCACAAAGCAAAGGCCUUUCUGGGGGUGGGAGGUGAUUGGGGGUUUGGAUUGAAAUAUGGACAAUGAUAGCACGUGUAUUUUGAACAAAAAAUUUUCUAAUAAAACUUUGCAAAAUGAAUGGUGUCAAAUCAGUAUAUAAGAUUAUAGGCUAUACAUUAUUUAAUUUCAUUAAGUAGAAAAAGAAAUUUAGCCCUUUUGAUGCCUAAACCUAUUGUAAGAAAGUGUAAUAUGGCUGCCUCUUUUUUUCCUGCCUCACAAAACAAAGGGCUAUUUCUACAAGGCAAAGUUUUGUAUAUGUGCUUAUUCUUUAUUUCAGAUUAAGAAUUGGGAAAAACUGGAGCGAAUAAUGGGUUUCUUUCUUGCUUAAAAAUGUAUUUAUAUGUAUACCUUAAUAUAUACAAGGCAAGUUUCCCUGGAAUAAAAGUCUGGAACAUACUACUUAAUUUUACACAUGUAUGUAGAUGAGAUUAUUUGUUACUGAAAACUGGAAUAAUGUGUGGAUUUCGUCUACUGAUUAUCAACCUGUUAGGAGUCCUUGUGUGAGGCAUGGUGGUAUAAUUGUGAAAUUCUCACUGUGUGUGAGUGUAUGUGUGAAAGAGAGCACUCUUUUCCCUGUAAAUAUCUUUUGAUAUCCAUUUGUGUAAAAUCCCAAUGAAUGUGUCUUUGGAAAAUAUAAUGUAGCAAAGUUUUUAUUUUGUCAAUUGAUCUAAAUGCCCAUUUAACUAAUCAGAACUCCAGUUUGGUUCAGAUUGGGAUUUUUUUAAAGGGGAGGAAAAGUAUGCAGAAAGAACAAUUGGAAGAAUCCUGUUUUAAUGCUAUUUUACAUCAACAUUGCUUCAAUAUUUUGAAUUGACUUGGCUGUUUUCUCCCACCUACAAGAGAAUGUGCCUGCCAUUCUCCUGAGCUCACUUGGAGAUGGAAGAUGUCUAGUGUGAGUAGCACGAGCCUGUGACUCCCAGCAUCAUUUAUUUCCUUGAACUAGACAGAGCCUUACCUGCAAUUCAUAGUGAGGGCACCUGGGUUUGUAGCCCGACUCCAUCUCUGCCUGUGAUGGGCUGAGUCCUUUACCUCUCUGGCCAUUUUUCUUUAAAAUGAGUGGGUUAGACCAGAUAGGUUCAGAAGUCCCUUCCUGCCCUAACAUUUGAUUCUAUUUUUAUUUUCCUAUGGUUACUACUGGGGUCAGACAUGGGGAUAUGAGGGAUCACAUAGAGGUUGGAUGUUAUAUAUUUGGUUUAUUAUGGCCCAUACGCCCCAGUUUAGAACCUGUGCCAUUUUUGGUGUGCCCACCCUGGCUUCUGUUUCCACUUUCUUUGGUAAUUAUCCCGUUUUUUCUUUCCCCACUCGUGAAACUCUCUUCUUCCUAGUCCAUGAUGUAUGUUGUUACCAUCCCCUCAGAAAUGAAAAAUCCAUUUAAAACACCUCCUGAAAAACCUCAGAACUACCUUCAGCGAAAUCUAUAACAUUUAUAACAUUAUCUUCUUCUGAUUCAGUUAUAGCUAUGAUCCCCGACUAAGUAUUGAGGAAGUUGUCUGUCACAGACAGGAUGUCUUUUCAUCUUGUAGGCUUCGCUGUUGCUAAGUCACAUCCAUCUGUACAGGCUGUCUGUGGGGAGAUGGCAGGUGACAGGGGCCAAGGGAUAGGCGUGGAUAAAAUGUGAUUCUGUCCUUCACCUUAGUUCAGAAAUCCUAGGUUACAGAACCAGGUUCUGUUCUCUUAAGUUGGGGUAUAAGAUCACCUGCACAGUGCAGGAGAUUCCCUACCCAGUAAAUCCUGCUGAAGGAGCUUGUAUUAAGAUUCUCUAGAGCUGCGCUAUUCAAUGCAGUAGUCAACGGCCACAUGUGGCUAAUACCUCUUGAAAUUUGGCUUGUCCAAAUUGAGUUGGGCUGUACACAUAAAAUACCAGAUUUUGGAGACUUGAUACCAAAAAAGGAAUGUAAAAAAUUUCAUCAAUAUUUUAUAUUGAUUACAUACCAAAAUGAUGAUAUUUUAAAUAUGUUAAGUAAGGUAUUACAAUUUCACCUGUCCCUUUUUAUCUUUUUUUAAUGUGGCUACCAAAAAAUUUAAAAUCAGAUGUGUGGCUUGCAUGGUACUUCUGUUGGACAGUGCCGCUCUAGACUAGACCAGGUGGCGUGGCGUAGGCAGUGAAAUACCAAGGUAUGGAAGGUAAUUCUCCAACCUCUCCAGAUAGAAGCAACACAAAUGCUUCAUUGGAAUUGGGAGCACUGUGAGGCAUGGAAUGCCUUCCAGAAGCCAGCAGAUUUUUCCAUAGAAAAACCAAUAUGUAUCAGACCCCAAUUAAAAAACAAAAGCAAAUGAGCCCCAAGCUCUGUUCUUUCACCUUUUCCUAGAAGCUGCUAACUUUGCACUUACUUUUCAAGCAUCUUCCAGGUACCAAGAAUGUCAGCCACAUGAGGGUGUUGGGCAUAUUUGUUUCACUCUAGGCAACAUUCUCUUGUGGGUUCCCCUCCCCAGGCAUUGUUUAGUCUGGUCAGAGCUGGGUGUCUUGAAACUGCGAAUCCUGCCGUUCUCGAUACGUCACCAUUCCUCCCUGUGCCCACCUGCCUGGCAGGUGGUGAUGUUGGCUUCUGAAAGAGUUUGUAUUUAUUUUAUUUUGCACUAGUCACAGUUGUUGUUUAAAAUAUCUCAAAUGUUUGGGGAGAAUAUUUGCCUGUGAUGGGAAGAGAGAUGGAUGAUUUAUUGCUUCAAUUGUUUUAAAAUUAAAAGCUAUUCUCACAAUC